AUGGCAUAUCCAUCCCACUAUAACGGCGGUGAUUGCCCGCCAUCACAUCCUGUUCGUCUACCUGGAAUCUUUUAUGAAGCAUUCUACUCAGUAGAUCAAUUUCCACAUGGACAAGGCAUACAGCCAUUUGUUCUGUCCAAUGGAGAUCCAACAGGCUACGGUUUCCACGGAGACUUUGUAAAUGGAUGGGAUACGGACGUAGUCAAAUCAGUGAUUGCCGAUGAUUCAUGCAAUGCAGAGAACACCGAUAAUGGAAACAAGCCUCAAAAAUGUUUACCAUUGAAACCCUUUGUCAAGACGCGAGUCGAUGACGAUUGUGAACUAGCCAGGCCGAUUCCAUUGACUGAGAAUAUUGGAAUGAUCGAACCCAUUGAUCGUUUACCUGGAUGUAAUCCAAUUACUUAUUCAAAUGCCGUCAUGUGUUCGCAAGGAGCCGAACCUAGUAGCAUGAACAAUGAAGGAACGUUCCAUAUUCAGUCGAAAAUCACCGGUGGUUAUCUAACCUUUGAUCCUGACACUGAGCGAGUGUUUGCCAAUGGUUCCGCAAUCAAUCUUACCUAUCGUCAAGUGUGGGGUCUCGGUUGGGCUCCUCGAAUUCAGGGGCACACAGUGCGAAAUUCAGAAAUCAACAAGCAUUUGACCAUGCAGGACACACUCAAAGUCAAAGGUGUUGUCAUUGAUGCUUGGGAAAUUUUUUCAUUUGAGAAGCAAAUCGAUAGUGAAUAUGUAGCCAUCAAAAACUUUCGACAUGGAAAAUAUCUCAAAGUUGAAGAAGAUUUUACUAUUAGCGGCCAAGCCACGUUCAUUACUGAUGCUUGUCUAUUCAAGCUCGUUACACCCAAUGGAGGCUUCGUUCCCGAAGGCAUUAAGCUUGCUGAUCUUCAGCAACUCACUUCUAUGAUUGGAUGA
Rotaria sp. Silwood1 is the source of this 909-nucleotide messenger RNA. The record is from the annotation of a GenBank genome assembly. NCBI's taxonomy places the organism in Eukaryota, Metazoa, Rotifera, Eurotatoria, Philodinida, Philodinidae.